UUUUAAAUAACCAACGAUUGAUUAAAAAAUCGUACGUUUUUAUAUAUUGUCAAUCGGAUAAUUCACAGUUGUCAUUAAUUGCAUAAGUUAUUGGAGAGGGAGAAGAUAGAACGAUCAGCAAGAAGCCCAAUAAAAAUACUAAAAUGAGACUAAAUGUUAGAUUUAUCCGUAUUCGUGACAAGUUGGUUCUAUGUUUGAGCGCGCUCGCCAUCGUGUUCACGUUAUUGUUAGUGAUGGAUUUACAGAUGGACUUGGGCUACAGUGGCCAUCAUUUGAAUCCCAGCCAUGCUCGAGUUCGAAUCGGUGAUUCGCUGGAGACUGAUACCGUUUACAACAAUUUCCGUCGGAAAUUUCUUCAACGAGGUAACGGCAGUCGUGAACAGGCUAAUAACGACGUAACGCCCAUCAUUGAAAAAUCAAAGAAAAGCGGGGUAAUGUCAUUGUCAUCAAUAAAAAAGCACGAUGAUUUCUCGGAUUUGAUGGACUUGGUAAUGAAUAGGUAUGGAGUAAACGUUGAUGAAGGAGUGGCAAUAAUUAACAGAGAAGACAGAGAAUAUAAUCCGACGAUCGGAGAAUUAAGAAAGAUGACAUUGAAAAAGAAUAGCACAACUUUGGAGAAAUUCCAUUUUCAAAUCUCGAGGUUGCAGUUAUACUCCGAAGAUUCAAAGUAUGUGGACCAAUUACUUCAUGAGAUGGCGACCAAGCCGAUUCUUCAUGUUGUUCAAAAAGACGGUGGUACACAAUUAAAAUUAGUUAUUGAUUAUGGCGACAACAUGCAGGCAUUGUUUAAACCGAUGCGGUUCCCGCGAGAACAACAGACAUUGCCAAAUCAUUUCUACUUCACAGACUUCGAGAGGCAUACCGCUGAAAUCGCAUCUUUUCAUCUGGACAGGCUUUUAGGAUUUCGGAGAGCGAUGCCGGUAAAUGGUCGAACUCUUAAUGUUACAACGGAAAUUUAUCAAAUUGCCGACAGUGAACUGCUUAAAACGUUCUUCGUGAGUCCGGCCGGUAACCUGUGCUUCCACGGUAAAUGUAGUUAUUAUUGCGAUACGGCACAUGCUGUUUGCGGCAAUCCCGAUACUUUGGAGGGUAGCUUCGCCGCCUUUUUACCAGAUAAAGCUUUUGCGGCCAGAAAGGCUUGGCGGCAUCCUUGGCGUAGAAGUUAUCAUAAACGGAAGAAGGCCCAAUGGGAACAUGAUUCCGAUUACUGCACUCUGGUAAAAGAAAUUCCACCGUAUAAUGAAGGUCGACGAUUGAUUGAUCUUAUGGAUAUGGCAGUCUUCGAUUUUUUAACAGGCAACAUGGAUCGCCAUCAUUAUGAAACAUUUAGAAUUUUUGGAAAUGAUAGUUUUACAUUACAUUUGGACCAUGGAAGAGGUUUUGGGAAACCUUUCCAUGAUGAAAUGUCUAUUUUAGCACCUCUUUUACAAUGCUGUGUCAUUAGACGAAAUACUUUAAGUACUUUACUCCGGUGCUAAGAGACAGCACUUGAACGGUAUAUUUGAUGCGACUAUAAAAAUGAUGACCAGCAAAUCAAAGAAAUCGAGACAUGGCUAAGGAAAAAGAGGAUAGUGAGGAGGAAAAUCGAAUGGAGACAGGCAAUAAAUUAAAAAAAUUUGACAGUAAUAUAGAAGCGAAAUUUAGCUGAACGAUGGCGAGGAAAAUUUCUAGGGAAUUUUAGUAACGGAUGACAGAAGCAUCCGAGGAAUGUAUUUCGGAGUUAAGGAGCAAAAGAUUGCGGAAAUAAGGAGGAGUGUUAGUACGAUACGAAAAACAAGACAACACAAGUGGAGAAUGAAUCGUUAACGAACAUCUGACUAAUCAGAACUAUUAAAAGAAGAAAGAGAUAUUAAAUGAAGAAAAAUGAGAUAAGGGAGCAAAACUAGCAAUUAAGAGGCUGGAUUUAUAUGGAUUUAGAUAAAAAGAGUUAGCAGAGGCCCAUUCAAUGAUAGAUUUUAUAUCGUGAUUAAGAGCAUCCACAGCUGUUUAAAAGUCGAAUGGAUCGAAGAAAGAAAGAAAAACAACAUAUAACAGAAAUUUAGAGAUAAUAGAAAUAGAACGUAAAUCGACGAUGAAGAUUGUGAAUAAUAAGGGAGCAAAGAUCGAAUCCUGAGGGACUCCGAAAGGCGGGAUGAUGAGAAAGAAGGCUUUGGGAUAUAUAGCAAAACUCUCUAAGAACGCUUUAUAGGAAAAAACGAAGGAAGGAGAUAGAGGAGAAGCUAUAAUGAUAGAAUUUGAAUAAUAAAAGCUCAACGGUAUUGAAGGCUUUAGAAAAAUCUAGAGCAACUAUGAAAGUUAAUAAGGUAGAAGACCAGAGUCGAACCCUCGGAGCACAGAGUGACAAGUGCAGCAGUUCGAUGAUUGUAUUAUACAUAUAUCGGAAACCGGAUUGGCAAUUCGACAUGAAAUUUGUAGAGUUAAAAAAUAAGUUCAGCUGUAGCAUAUCCGCUCCAGGAGUUUCGAGAGGAGUGAGUGAUAUGGGACGAAAGGAAGAAAGGAUUAUGAGUCUUAGGGAUAAGAAAGACUAUAACUUUCAACACGUAAGGAACAUAUUGAAAACUAGAGCGUAAUUGAAUGUGAAGAAAUUAAUUGAUUGUAGGAGAUAGAGGAAGAGCAUGCGUCCAAAGAGAUCGUGCGGAAAAUUGAUGUGCUGAAAGAGUUCGGCAGCGAUAAUAGAAACAAAUGAAAACGUAUCGAAAUUUUUUUUGGAAGUAAUAAAUCAAAUGUUGAAAGGAAGAGAGGAGGAGAGAGUCAAUGAAAUGAUUAUUAAAUAAAGAAGGAUCAAGGAGAUGAGAAGGAAUAAUAUAAUUGGGAGAAGAGAGCCUGACGCCAAAAAGGAAAAAGUUAUGCCAAAAUUGUCGCGGAAGACCAAAGGAGAAGGAUGACGUCAAGAAUGACUUCUUUUCAUGACGAAUAACUGUGCAAUUUCGAAAUUCGCGAUAACAUUGUCAGUGAGCCUCGAAUUGAGUCCGCCUGAAUCCGAUCAACGCACACUUUAAAAAAAUCAACUUAUGCACCGUUAAUUUUCAUCCAUGAAGCAGACGAUCGAAAACGUCUUAAACAGAGCGCCAAACGAAUCGAAAAUAGAUACUAUCGACUAAACAAAAUAGGCGACUUUGGCAUCGUGCACUCCCAAUACAUCUGGAAUCAGUUGAUCGCUGCAAGAAGAAAUCAACUGCACGCAAAUUUCGUGCAAGGUAAACGUUUGAGCGAAUCGACAAUUGAUAUAUUCGAAGAAUAACAUAAUAGUUAUUGAUAGAGACAUCGUACACAGAAUCAAUGACGCAAAAGGAAGAUGAAGUUAUAAUGAUGUUAAUGAUGGACGCGGAUUCAUAGGUUACAUAAGUAUGAGAGAAAAUUAUUUGACGAAGACAAAGGUGAGACAUCAGGAAUUUCAGAUACACUGUGGCGGCUGUGCAAGUGCCAGUAUCACAGGCAACCCAAUAUACAGACGCCUGCAGAACAGAGCACGGCACGCAUCAACUUUCUCGCAAGUGCCUUGCGGCACCUACUUUUUCACGAGCGCUCGCAGAUCGUGAAUCGCGAGUAUAUGAUUCAGCCCCUCAGUAGGAGGCUGGAGUGACAACAAUGAACCCAGCCAUUAGAAAUUCGCCCAGCGAGAGAUAUAAAGCCCGCCAAGGCGGAGUCAAAUGGCUCAAAGCGAGAGACACCCCAAUGUAUCCAGAAGCUUGCAUACCACGACCCAACACAAUCCAGUGAAGGCGCUCUAAGCACAAUGCAGGGACGGCGAGGCAACCAGCCAGCGGAGAAUCAGCAAGGCCCAGUAGAAAUCAAGGA
Molecule: messenger RNA, 3798 nt
Organism: Atta colombica
Lineage: Eukaryota; Metazoa; Arthropoda; Insecta; Hymenoptera; Formicidae
Product: extracellular serine/threonine protein CG31145
Exons: 7
Coding region: 144-1478 (444 amino acids)
Biological process (GO): protein phosphorylation
Cellular component (GO): Golgi apparatus
Molecular function (GO): protein serine/threonine kinase activity
Source: RefSeq, a predicted model, not a curated record